GGAUAUCGAUGAACACUACAGCAAUAGCAAUAGGGAUCGACGAGCUACGAGUACGAGUCCUGCUGCAGAGAAUAAGGUAGCGGAGCAGCGGAAGGGAUACCAAACGGACUCGGGCAGUCAAAAUGCAAACAGAGCCUUGCAGAAUACCAAAAACACGAGAGGGAGAACAAGCUUGAAACACCCCAACGCCGCACCAACCAAAGCCUCGCAUCGCACCGCAUUGAAUUUCAUUGCAGCGCACGACAACGCAACAGAUCACAGCACAACACAACACAUCGCCAUGGCGCCUCCCCGCGGCGGCGGCAACAGCGUCGGAAGCAGGCCACCGCCGAUCUUGUUUUUGUUUUCGCACUGCUGGAAGGUCGUGGCCUGCCUCGGCUUUGCGGCGAUUUUCGUGCACCAGUACCGGUUCCUGGGCCUCUUCUACGAGGAAUCGGUCUCGGCCCCGGCGGUGGGGAGCCUCGCGGGCGUGGGGGUGGUCCGGGAGACCACGGGGUCGGCGGCGUCCUUUGCUUCUGGGGCAGCGGCUUCUGCUGCUGCAAGGCAUCCMKCGGCGCCGAUCGCCGCCGAUUCCCCACCAAAGGRCAGGGCUUACACGGCGGAAACGGACGCGACGACGGAAACCUUGGCACCGACCGCCGCACCGACGACCGCAUCGACGAGUGCAUCGACCUUACCUCGAGAAGCGGAGGUUCCGGAAACCUCCAGAUCCGCAGACAGCGAGCUCGUCGAGCUCGGGGACCCUUCGCCUCCACCGUCGCCGCCGCCUACCGCUGCCUUGCAGCUGCUCGACCUCGGCCGCGAAUGGAAAAAAAAUCUCAAAAAGAAGCUGGCCGCCGAGGAAAAGGUCCGGGGCCGGGGCACCAAGCCCAAGGGAAAGCUGCGUGCCAGCAUCCGCAAAAAYUUCAAGAGGCUCAACGACCGCCUGGCAGCCAUCAACGCCACCGCGGAGAUCGACGAUCCGAGCCGGUACCACUUUGUGACGCACGAGGGGUACCAGUCCAUCGUCGAGGCGGCCCGAACCUCCCURGACGARGCGCUGGAGGCCGUCCGGACCGACUGCGUCCUGUGGCUGGUCCCCCCCACCGGGACCAUCACCGCCCUCGAGGUCGAGCGCGACGACGCCGACACCACCAGCCACGACAAGAACCCCCUCGCCGGCCCCCUCCUCCGGUUCCAGUGCGGAACCAACGCCACGGACCUGUCGGAGGAUCCCUGCGGCGCCUCCAACCUCUGCAGGGURCGGUCGGACCCCGGCCGGUGGAGGGAAUACUAUGCAAGCAGCGGUUCCAACGAACCCGAUGCCUUCAAGAGUCGGUACAACCACACCGAGCUCGAAGAGAGGCUGAUGCCCUCGAGCAAAGACCACCCGGACGCGUCGUCCUCGGCCAUCCUGACCAUGGUCGACACCGUGCAGUACCUGCGGUACGGCAAGAGCUCGACCUCGCUGAAAAAGCAACAAAUCUUCAUCUGGGAAUGUUUCCUGAACAAGGCGAGCUACGCGCUGCAAACCAACCGCGAUUUUUACAUAUGGAUCGGUGGGGUCUCCGAGAACGAAGGAGGCGGCGGAGACGACAAGGUCACCGUCCUCAAGAAGAAGAGCAAAAAGAACCCCAAGGGGAGCUCCAAAAAAAUAAAACCACAACCGGUCCUCCACCAGCGCAACACGGAAGAGAUCGCGAGGGUCUUUGGGACCACCUGCAACCCGGAAUCCCCCGACAAAAACGUGGUCCACUACUACAAACCGGUUGCCUUCGGGGCCUACUUUCAAAAGAUCGCUCCGCAGAGGAACACCGGUGGUGGUGGUGGUGGUGGAUCCUCCCCCGACCCCCGCGCGUGGUUCAUCGACGCCGACAUUUUCUUCAACCCCGAGGCCUUUCCGUCCGUUCCCGCCGCCGACAGCGGUGACGAUGACGGUGGCCCCUUGUCCCUCGACGACUACUUUGACAUUUCRCCGCAGGCAUCGCUGCUGGGCUCCCAGAACCCCUCCGGCAAGGACGAGAACAUCCUGAUCAACGGCGGUUUGCUGGGACUCCGGAACCGCGGGAGCAAGACCSUCGAACACCCUUUCGACGACUGGGUCCUGGAUUUCUCCGCCCUGUGGUGGUACUGCCGCUGCGGGGAACGGGACCAGAUCGCCCUCUGGCUCUUGCUCUUUGCCACCUGGAGCGCCGAGAGCAGUUUCAGCCAGAGCGAGGCCCGGUUUUCCUACCCGGGGGUGGCCUUCGAAAACUACCUCUUUGCCUGGUUCGCGGUGAUCCCCCACGCCCGGAUCUUUCUGCCGGUGCUCCAGCGGGCGUGGGCGAGGGACACGGCCGUUCCGGUACAUCCGUCGGCGUCGGCGUGGACCACCGUCCCCACCAACACGAGCCUCUUCGACGGCGGGGACGGUUUUUCGGGGGGCGGCGUCUACACCUACCCCCUGGAACUCCCGCACGUCCUGCUCCUGCCUCUGGGCCCCUUUCGCCUGCCCCCCGAAGCAGGCACGCGUCGGGCCGGAGCCGGGCCGCGGUGGACCGACUUUCCCCUCGGCAUCGUCCGGAAAAACCAGCCGGACAAGAAGGCCAUCCUGACCCACAACAAAAACAUGCGCAACGCGUGCUACAAUUUCCAGUGCUGGCCKUUUCUGAUCCGGGAAGAUCCCUCGARCACCGUGGACGGAGCGGCGUCGCUSGCACCGAACUCCGGYGCUACGGACACGGAGGAAUUCGACGACACCGAUGAACCCGAAUGACGGAACGGUGCAUGCGCAGAAAAGACGCUGCCGGAGCAAGGACAGUCGCCAAAUCCGGCCUUUUGCAUGGCUCGGUUUUGUCGGAUCGGCUCGUACCACUACGACAGGUUGGUGAAUCGAUGGUUUCUGCGGCCGUCGCCCCGAAGGUUUCGAACAACCAC
Messenger RNA from Pseudo-nitzschia multistriata, 2895 nucleotides. Lineage: Eukaryota; Bacillariophyta; Bacillariophyceae; Bacillariales; Bacillariaceae. The record is from the annotation of a GenBank genome assembly.